Molecule: messenger RNA, 1929 nt
Organism: Lytechinus variegatus (green sea urchin)
Lineage: Eukaryota; Metazoa; Echinodermata; Echinoidea; Temnopleuroida; Toxopneustidae
Product: histamine N-methyltransferase-like
Exons: 4
Coding region: 180-1085 (301 amino acids)
Source: RefSeq, a predicted model, not a curated record
AAAUAUCCUAAAUAGGAAAUGUCAAGUGAUGAUUAUUUAGACAACCCAAACGCAUUUUUAGAGGCUAUCACCACUUCUGAAGUUUUCUUUUAUUAGACCAUCCUUGUCAUUGAUUGAAAUUCAACAAUUUACUCCCUCUAUCAGCGAUAGACUCCAAAUCACUGACGACGUACACCAAUAUGAGUAAUAACAAUAAUCUACCCGCUGGCCUGACGAGUAUUACAGACGAUCUUGAACGAUACACAGAUACUUUCAUGAAAGGCUUCUGGCCAAAUUCAAGUGAUGUCGCUGUCAUCCGAUCGUGGCUCCGGGAUGAGCUCGAUGAUGCGGUCAUAGACGACAUCGCUCAAAAGUUUUCACCAAGUCACCAGAUUAAUGUGAUGGGCGUUGGGACUGGAGAUGGAUCAAUGGAUAGUAUCAUCAUCGGAAAAUUUCGCGAGGUAUUCGGAAAUCUUCGGUACACCGUUAUCGAGCCCGGUAGUGUCAUUGAGCAAUUUAAGAACACUGUGCAUUCGAGCGACGAAAUGAAGGAAGUGACCUUCGACUGGAAGAAUAAGACACUUUCCGAUGUUUGCCGAGAUGAUGCCAUGAAGUUGAAGAAUAAAUUCGUAUUCAUCAGUGCUAUUCAUUCGGCUUAUUACUUUGACAAUCUUGUGGAUUCUUUGUCAAAUCUUCUUGACUUUCUGGUGGAUGGGGGAUCUUUGAUGAUCAUAGUUAACUCAGAUGAUAACACACUGGUAAAGUUCCUCAACAAUCUGUCCUGGAGAGAAAAUAACACGCAAUCUCGAUUGGCCGAAAAGAUUGCUCAAUUCGCCGAAUCAAAAGAUCUUCAUCUUGUGACCUUUAACCUUCCAGCCAGAAUCAACGUCACUUCCUGCUUUGACCAAUCAUCCACAGAAGGUGGGAAACUUCUUGAUUUUCUAACUGAAGUGGCGUAUUUUCGAGAGACAGCAUCAGACGAUAUCAAGAAAGAAACGCUGUCUGUGAUGAGAUCAUUAUCGACUCAAGAUGAGGAUGGAAAACUCUACUUUGGAACAAAUUGUAAAGCUAUGAUCUUGACUAAGAAUCGUACCGUUCAUUAUUGAUGUUUCAGGGAGUUAACAUAUUAAAACCAUAGAAUCUAUAGACUUUAUCAGAACUCUCAAGUCGUUAUGCAGAGCAGACGCGCUUGCGCGUUUCAAGGAAUAUGAAGACGGGACGAACUUUGAAAGAGUGAAGAAGCUUAUUAGAAGCUUAAUUUGCCUACUCUUGUUUAUAGACGAACUAGGGGUGACAUGAUAGAGACCUUUAAGAUUCUUCACAAUUAUGACCCUCAUAUUUCCCCAUGUCUGUAACUCAAUUCUCUCAUCAGUACAAGGGGCCAUGCGCACAAACUUUUCAAGAUUAGAGCUAAUACGAAUGCACGUAAGAACUUUUUACAUUUAGAAUCUGCAACUUAUAUAGUCUUCCUGAGCUUGUAGUAGAGUCUAAGGAUGUAUUACAAUUUUAAAAGAGGGUUGAUUUUUGGUGGCGUAAUGCAGAAUUUAAAUUGUAUUACCCCUGGACUGCGCCAAUUAUUUAGACGUCACUGUUUAUCACCAGGAGCUGGACAUAGAGGAACAGAAAAUCCUGUGUCCAGGACUGAAACUUAUAUAACCUUAAACAACCUUAUACAAUCAGGAAUAUUUAUUUAUUUAUUUAUUAGAAAAUAUUUAUUCAGGAUAAAAAGAUCAGCUGAAUUACUGUUUUACAUCAAUGUCCCGAUGAAUAUCUUACCGGGUAUCCAUUUACCUCACCCGGGUUGAGUGCAGCACAAUGUGAGAUGUCGCUCUGCGUGUAUAUCAAGAUGGGACAACACCUAAGUAGUCAUGUAGAGUACCAAUGUGUGAUUUCAGUCAUAUUUUGGUAGCACCAGUGGCGUAGCUAGGAUUUUUUUCCUGGGGGGGGGGC